This is a messenger RNA of Melozone crissalis (California towhee), 2315 nucleotides long. RefSeq names its product neuropeptide FF receptor 2-like. Gene Ontology annotation, cellular component: membrane. Gene Ontology annotation, biological process: G protein-coupled receptor signaling pathway; regulation of MAPK cascade; regulation of cAMP-dependent protein kinase activity. The record is from RefSeq and is a predicted model, not a curated record. Lineage: Eukaryota; Metazoa; Chordata; Aves; Passeriformes; Passerellidae. Gene Ontology annotation, molecular function: peptide binding; neuropeptide receptor activity; opioid receptor binding.
GUGAAAUGUUUUCUAUUCCCAGCUCGAGUGGAUGAGUAAUCCACAGCUAAGUCUGCUGUUUAUUCCAGUCAUCCUGCUGAUAGCCUUGCUCUCCAUCAUUUGAAGUUUGAGAUCUUUUAAAAAGAAACACCUAUUUCAAAAAGCAAUACCUACAAACUAUUUUCUUUGGCCCCAGCUCAGCCUAUGCAGAUAAAUGACUGAGGGGAGGAUAAGCAGUUUAAGUUAAUUGAGAGGAGAUGUGUGUGCAGCUCUGAGAUUGGCACAUCUGCCUGGGAUUGCCCAUUUCAAAAUGAGAAAUUUGCUUCUCAAGGUGCACUUGUUUUUCUUUAUGAAAGUAAAUGUCAGUAAGAAAGAAUUAUUUGAUUGCAACUGGCUAUUUUUAAGGGCGUAUUUUCUUCCACAGCUCCUUUCUCCUAGCUGAAAACUUACUAGGAUAUUCAGGCUUAUUUGGAGAUGAACCACUCUGAGCCUCAGAGGAUCCUGUGAGGGUAUUUCACACAUAAAAAUGAAGACAUCAGGAUGACAAACCCAGCAGGUUGUGCACAGGGGUGAGGCAGUGGUGGCUGCUCCAGGGGAUUUCUUCCACGUGCCCAACAUGAAAAUAAUGGCAUCACUUCAUAAUGGCUUGGAACUGCUGCUCUAACGAGGGAAAACUGAAUUUCUCUACCCAGAGUGUGAUAAGGGACAGCCCUGUCAUGGCAUGACCAAGAACUUCUGCCUCGAAUCAUCAGAGACCCCUGCAAAAGCCAAACUCCCGCAGGGCACAUUAGAACACAAGGAGGAGAAUGGACUCAAACUCCUCGUUGGAUUGGCCUCACUUGGAUUUGCUGAAUUACAACAGGACAUACAAGUACCUUUACCUGGAAGGAAAUGUCUCCUUCGUAGACUUCUACCUCCACCAGCCUUGGGUGGCUGCUGUCUUCAUCACCUCCUACCUGCUCAUCUUCCUCCUGUGCAUGGUGGGCAAUGGGGGGGUUUGUUCCAUCGUGCUGUGGAGCAGGCACAUGCGCACGGUCACCAACCUGUUCAUCCUGAACCUGGCCAUCAGUGACUUGCUGGUGGGGCUCUUCUGCAUGCCCACCACCCUCCUGGACAGCAUCAUUGCAGGGUUGCCCUUUGGGAGCCUGGUGUGCAAGAUGAGCAGGAUGGUCCAAGGCAUCUCUGUUUCUGCCUCCGUCUUCACUCUGGUUGCUAUUGCCAUGGACAGGUUCCGGUGCAUCGUGCACCCCUUCAAGCUGAAGCUGACGGUCCCCACCGCUGUGGUCGCCAUCAUGGUGAUCUGGGCGCUGGCCGUGGCCAUCAUGUGUCCCUUGACGGCGCUGCUGUGGCUGCGGCAGGAGAAGCACUUCCAGCUGCUCCUGGGCAUGGGCAACGCCACCCGCCCGGUGUUCUGGUGCCGGGAGGAGUGGCCCGAGCCGGCCAUGAGGAAGGCCUACACCACGGUGCUCUUUGCCAACAUCUACCUGGCUCUGGUGGCGCUCAUCGCGCUCACGUACGCCAGGAUCGGCGUUUCCCUGUGCCACACCGCUGUGCCCGGGCCGGGGAAGCGCGGCCAGGAGCAGUGGCGCGGAGCGUGGAGGAGGAAGCAGAAAGCCAUCCACAUGCUCAUCCUCGUCACCCUGCUCUUCGCCCUGUCCUGGCUUCCCCUGUGGAGCCUGAUGCUGCUGUCGGACUACGGCAGCCUGUCGGACGUGCAGCUGCAGCUGAUCAAUGUGUACAUCUAUCCCCUGGCUCACUGGCUGGCCUUCUCCAACAGCAGCGUCAACCCCAUCACCUACGGCUUCUGCAACCGGAGCUUCCGCCGUGGUUCCCAGGCCACGCUCUGGCUCCAGCUCUGCUCCAGCCUGCCUCAGCCCAGCCAGCCCCAGGCCAGGCUGCCCUGUCCGCCGGCCCGGGAUACCCCUCCCCACACAACCAAGGGAGGAAAUUGGGUCAAUAAGCAGCAGGCUUUGCUCAUGGAGGAGCUUGAAGAGAAUGGGAUGGAGUGAAAGGUGCUGUGCUUCUGGAAAUCUCUCUGUUCCCCAUGGAACAGGGCUGCUCGAACCCUGUUUUUGGUCAUAUUUCAUUCCUGGGAGGAUUCCCUCAUCCUGUAACUCUCAUGGACUGAAAUACUGCAGACCCAGUCUGGCACCCAGCCACCCCUGAAUUAUCUCAUGAUUGUGCUUCUUCCUGGACAUUGUGAAUGCUGGUCCUGCUCAAAUGACAAAAUUUAGCAUUUUCCGUCACAUUCCAUUUAUUCCCCUUGGUUGCUGUUAUUUCUGUCACGUCCAUUAUUAUUGCAGCUAGAGACACAAGUGGAAAUGGAAAUUUGAGAA